This is a messenger RNA of Helicoverpa zea (corn earworm), 2969 nucleotides long. Its product is annotated as facilitated trehalose transporter Tret1-like. Gene Ontology annotation, biological process: transmembrane transport. NCBI's taxonomy places the organism in Eukaryota, Metazoa, Arthropoda, Insecta, Lepidoptera, Noctuidae. The coding region runs from base 578 to 2161 and encodes 527 amino acids. The transcript is spliced from 8 exons. The record is from RefSeq and is a predicted model, not a curated record. Gene Ontology annotation, molecular function: transmembrane transporter activity. Gene Ontology annotation, cellular component: membrane.
GGCCCCGCACGACACUGCGAACUCCCGCGGCGCGCGCUAUGUUUUAACGAUAAAAAAUUGGACAAUAACCAGUGGAUUAUGCACUAAAACGACUGCAAAUACGUGCGAAAAGUUGAAGGGAAAAACACAGUAUUUUAUAUACUGUUUCCAUGAACUUUUUGUAACGUUGGCAGUCGAAAAAAGUUCAUACGAGUUCUAAAAGUGAAUUUUAGUUUUUUUUUUUUCAAUUGUUUUUGUUAAAUUAUUGUUGUAAGUACGUUAGUAAAUCGGUUCAGUGCUCAUCAUACAGAUAACCGCAAAAAAGUGACAGUGGAAAAAUACGAUAAGAAAAUUCAAAAAGUUUAUAAAACAAAAGUGACCGCUCAGAAAUUUUUAAUAUCAAACAUAAACUUCUCACUGACAGCAGCAUGCAAUAAGAAUUAGACACUUAUCUAGUUAAUGUUAUCAUCACAAUGCACCAAUAAAUCUUCUACAAAUAUUAUGCACCAGCAGUGUCAAUAAAUCCAUAAUACGCGAUUGUUGUGUUUUCAUAAUUAUCUCAAGAGUGUAGUGCACUGUGCGUUUAAAAAAUACAAAAAUGACAACCAGCGAAGAAAAAGAUUGCAAGCCAAUCAGUCGAUCCCGUGUUAUAUUGUCACAGGUACUAGCAUGCCUAGCCCUGUACUUCUUGCUGAUCGGGCUGGGCCUGUCCAUCAGCUUCGUGACCAUGGUGUUACCUGAAGUCCUGGACGCUAAGGAAGGAUUGUCCAUCACUAAUAAACAGGCUUCAUGGUUUGGUAGCAUGGCGUUCCUCUGCCAGCCUUUGGGCAGUAUAUUCUCCGGGCCACUCCUGGACUACUUCGGUCGCAAGAAGGCGUUAUUCCUGGUGAACAUACCACACGUGGUAGCCUGGUUACUCAUGUACUACGCCUAUGAUGUUCCUUCUCUCUUCAUUGGGAACGCCUUGCUUGGUAUCGGAACUGGUAUCAUGGAAGCACCGUCUGUUACUUAUGUUGGGGAAAUUAGUGAUCCGUCAAUCCGUGGCAUCCUGACCACUCUAACGAACGGGUUCACGGCUACCGGCAUAUUUGUGGCGUAUCUCCUGGGAACUGUGUUACCAUGGCGACAGGCCGCGCUGGUGGCUCUGACAGUACCACUUGCUACCAUGGUGCUGGUGCUUUUUGUCCCCGAAACACCAAUCUGGCUGCUAUCAAAGGGCCGUCAAAAAGAAGCUCUCGACUCCCUCUGCCGUCUCCGAGGCUGGGCCAAACCAGAAGACGUACAAGAAGAAUUCGAUGAACUUACAGAGUACUAUGAGAAACUGCAAGCGUGCAUGUUAUGUACUAAAGAAGGAAAAGUCGUGGAGCCUUGCGAACAUUUUAAUGUGACUUCUAUAAAGAAGAUAAUUUUGAAGAUAAAACAUGUUUUCUUCGUAAAGGAGACGAUGAAGCCGUUUUUAUUGGUGCUGGUGUAUUUCUUCUUUUAUACCGUGAGUGGGGCUUUGCCGGUGAGGCCGACUAUGGUCAAUGUGUGCAGUGCCUUUGGAAUGAAGUAUGAUCCGAAGACCAUUGUUGUCGUCGUAGGCGCUCUAUCCAUAGUCACGAGUCUUUUAUCAGCUGUCAUAGUGAAGACUAUAGGCAAGCGAAAGCUGGUCGUUGGUUCAAUGUUAGGCACGGCUUGCUGUAGCAUCGCUCUCAGCAUUUACGCCAGAACUUACCUUCCUUCGACCGUCUUCUCUUAUGAUAAGGAGACGUUCCCUGAACCGAAGGAUGUACUGCCUGUAGUCUUGUUCCUAGCUCUUACGUGUUUCAACGCUCUUGGGAUACCUUGGGUGCUGCUGUCUGAAGUUUUUCCGUUCAAGAGUCGAGGAAUCGCCACAGCCUUAGCAGCUGCUGCGAGCUACAUUUUCUUCUUCUUCGCAUCCAAAACUAACUACAAUAUCGAGUAUGCCUUCCAUCUUAGCGGAACUUUCGGGUUAUAUGGCAUAUUCGGUUUUAUAGGAACAGUAUAUCUUUACUUAUUCCUGCCAGAAACAGAACAAAAAACUCUGGCAGAAAUCGAAGCUUACUACAAAAGUGAUAGGAAAAUAUUCGCCGAUGAUUUCGUCAUAAACGCUUUUAGGAAAAAGAAAGUCAUGAGCGGUGAGGCCGAGAAACCGAUGCUAGUCAAAUCUAUUAAUUGAAAGGAAAUGUGAGUACAAAUAAUACCCAAGAACUACUUGAUGCCUAGCGUCUAUAAUGUAUAGAUAGAUAUACACCAAUUGCUGUUCAUGCUAAAGUAAAUCUUCAAGCAGAUUGAGUCAUUUGGGUUGUCUAAAAGUUCUUAAGUCUAUAUUUCAUCUUCUUUCUAUCCGACAUGAUGUUGGGUUCUUCUUAUACGUAAUUAAUAUUCAGGUAUAUUAGUACCUCGCCUUGGCUUUCAUUAUAGGAGUGAUAGUGAAAGAAAUAUUAUAAUGAAGUAUACGUAGUAAAUGAUAAAUAAUUAGAUUUAUUUAGCCUAUUAAGUAAAGUAAGUUUGUAUGUGGUUUCGUCUGUGAAUUAUUUAAGUAUUUUAUGUAUGUGUAAGGUAAUUUGUACAAAUAUACUUAUAUUCGAAUUUUAUUUAUCUGAUAUCCUAAGUAUAUCUUGUUCAAGAUGUAACAUUUCAAUGCUGGCGUUUGAUUUGCUAAAGGUUCAUAAGUUUGGCAGCUGGAAAUUUAUUAUUGUUUUUAAAUACUCAAUUAUGUAAUACAUUCCUUUUUAUUAUUAUAAAUAAUAAAGCAUAUAAGUUAUACAUACUCAUAGUACCAUAAAAAUAAAUUUUGUAUGAAUGAAUUUCAUAGUUUUGGGAUUCGGUACAGAAAACUUGCCAUUAUGAUUAGAACUAAAAUAAUGUUAUUUUAUUGAAUAGAUAUCAUGAGAACCUCAGAACGAGACUGACCGUGAUUUUUUAUGAAAGGAACUGUAUAUACUGUUGCUACUAUUGUAAAAAUAAAAUUGUUUUCAUUAUGA